Microplitis demolitor is the source of this 761-nucleotide messenger RNA. Its product is annotated as peptidyl-prolyl cis-trans isomerase H. The transcript has a single exon. Gene Ontology annotation, molecular function: peptidyl-prolyl cis-trans isomerase activity. Bases 165 to 719 code for a protein of 184 amino acids. Gene Ontology annotation, cellular component: intracellular membrane-bounded organelle. Gene Ontology annotation, biological process: protein folding; protein peptidyl-prolyl isomerization. NCBI's taxonomy places the organism in Eukaryota, Metazoa, Arthropoda, Insecta, Hymenoptera, Braconidae. The record is from RefSeq and is a predicted model, not a curated record.
UGUUCAUAAAUUAACAAGGUUAUGUUUACUAACGUAUACAUUUGUUAUUUGUCAUCAAAGUCGUACAAAUAAGUGUAAAAAAUAUAUAAAUAACUAGUGCAAAGUGUUAUGAUACGAAGAUAACAAAAACCAAAAAAUAAAAUUUAUUUAUAAAUUAAAAAAAAAUGCCAUCGUGGAAUCAAAUUCAAGCUCAGCUGCGUAACCCAAACAAUCCUGUUGUAUUUUUUGAUGUAUCUGUCGGCACAACGGAAAUAGGACGUAUGAUAUUUGAAUUAUUCGAAGACGUCUGUCCGAAAACAUCGGAAAAUUUUCGUCAAUUUUGCACUGGAGAGUAUCGUAAAGACGGAGUUCCACUAGGAUUCAGAGGAGCGAUUUUUCAUCGAGUUAUCAAAGACUUUAUGAUCCAAGGUGGCGAUUUCGUCAAUGGUGACGGUACCGGCGUGCUGAGUAUUUACGGGGGUAACACAUUUGCUGAUGAAAACUUUACUCUGAAACACGACUCCCCAGGUCUGCUUUCGAUGGCGAACAGUGGAAAAGACACCAACGGUUGUCAGUUUUUUAUUACCUGCGCCAAGUGUAAUUUUCUUGACGGAAAACAUGUAGUAUUUGGUCGAGUUAUUGAUGGACUCUUGGUGAUGAGGAAAGUUGAAAAUGUACCUACUGGUCCAAAUAAUAAACCGAAAAUUCCUGUAACUAUUUCACAAUGUGGACAAAUGUAAAUUUAUUAGCGUUUUUGAAUUUCAAUAAAUUUUUUAUAUUUA